Molecule: messenger RNA, 222 nt
Organism: Cooperia oncophora
Lineage: Eukaryota; Metazoa; Nematoda; Chromadorea; Rhabditida; Trichostrongylidae
Source: the annotation of a GenBank genome assembly
AUGUUAAUCAGUGCAAUGACUCCACGAGAACGCAACUCGCUCAUUCACAACGACAGCGACUUGAGCGACCAGGCAAAGUUCGAAUUCUUGAAGCAGGCUCUCAAAGGAAAAGCAGCUGCUUCAAACAACAGCAUCCCAGUUAUGGGAGAGUAUCCUGUAGCCGUGAAGAUCCUGAAGAAACACUAUGACAUAUCAGCAAGCACGCCACCAGGACGCAACUAG